AUGUCAGAUAGUCUUGAAGAAAGGCUCCGUGUCCUCAAGAUAUGUUAUGAUAAAGGGUAUAUAACAAAAAGUGAAUAUGACUAUUUUCGUAAUAAGGAAUUAGAAAAUUGGAGCAAAGAACACGAAAAGCAAAAAUCGUUCUGGAGAAGAAUGUGGGAUAAGACAUGCUAUUACGUUGAAAGAAUUUUAAGCAGGUUAAUUGAAAGCAUCCUUGACUCCAUUAAUACCCUUCUGGAAUAUUUAGCGAAAACAAUAGGUUUUGGAUUAGGAGAUCUUAGUGAAUUGGCUCGCAAAGGUGCAUGGCUUCGAAAUAGCUGGCCAGUGGCAUCUCGAACAAUUGUGGCAACAGGAUCUGUCCCUACACUUAUAAAGCAUUUCAAUCAAGUAAUAAAGUAUGCCAACCAGCUUUGUCCUCAGGAAAUUUGGAUCGUGCAUUUUUUAGGGAGAAUUCUGUUGCAUUUGAACCAACAAAAUAAUGCCGACACCAAGUCAAUGGAAGGGGUACCAAAGAUAUUAGUCAAGGAAAUAGAUGAUUUUAUUCCUGAAGAACCGAUACCAAUGAUAUUACCUGUCAAUUUAUCUCAGCCUCGUCAAAAAUAUCCAAAAUCAUUGGAAGAAAAGGAGAUUGAUUCUUUCCUGGAGUCAAAAAACAAGAAAAUGCUUAGUAGUUUGAUGAGAGAAAGGAAUAGAGAAAAGAAACCUAGAACUCAAGAGUCUCCAGCAAUUUCUAAAGAGGAAAGCUCAAUGUUCGAAGCAUCAAACGUUCACAAUUCACCCAGCAUAGAGAAAGAAAAACAUAAUGGAACGAAUAUAGACCACUCAGCGAACAUUACAUGA
Acaulospora morrowiae is the source of this 837-nucleotide messenger RNA. The record is from the annotation of a GenBank genome assembly. Lineage: Eukaryota; Fungi; Glomeromycota; Glomeromycetes; Diversisporales; Acaulosporaceae.